AGUAGUUGUGACAAGUGGCGUGUGUGCAGACUUGGCUGCUGUUGAUGAAGCAGACUGAACUUAAAGGAGAGACACAAACUAAAGUAUCGAUACAGUCACAUCAGUGUGGAUCUGAUACCAGCGUCUGUAUCGCUUCUAUCGAUGCUCGUAUCGAUCCGCCCAGCCCCAGUUGAGGCAACAAUGAGUUCAGCUCAGUAUCUGAGAGAGUUCAUCAAGGAGAGAAUAACUGCUGUUUGUGAAGAAAUCUUCUCAGAGGUUCAAAAAACCAUCGUCCAGUAUGAGGAGGAGACCAACCGUCAGCACAGACUGCUGGAUAUCAGCCGGAAACCCGACAGAAACUCACACAUCAUAGACCUCACACAACAAAAUGAUUGUAAGGAAGAGGAGGGUCUGGAUGAGCAGCAGGUCUGUAACCAGGAGAGUAACUCCAGUCUGGACCAGGAGGACCCAGAGCCUCCACAGGUUAAAGAGAAACAAGAGGAACUCUGCAGCAGUCAGGAGGGAGAGCAGCUUGGACUGAAGCAGGAGUCUGAAGGCAUUAUCGUCUGGACUGAUGAAGAGCAGCUCAAACUGCUGGAGACCAUGUGGAAAUCUGAGAUAAAGUUACACAGAAUAGAUGUCCAACAGCAGCAUGCUUUUGAGGAAGAGAAGGUUCUUACAGACCGGGAGGUGUGUAACCAGGACAGGAACUCCAGUGUGGACCAGGAGGACCCAGAGCCUCCACAGAUUAAAGAGAAACGGGAGAAACUCUGCAACAGUCAAGAGGGAGAGCAGCUUGGACUGAAGCAGGAGGCUGAUACUUUGGUUCUGGUUCACUGUGGGAACUUUCCUCAUAAGCAGGUGUCACCAUCAAACAGUGAGCAGCUCCUUCCUCACAGCUCUCCUGAAGCAGAGAGCCGAGAUCAUGAAGAAAAUGGGCAUGUGGACUCAGGAUCUAUGAGAAAUGCAGAGCUGAAGAAGAGAUGUCACAGGAAGAGAAGACACAGUCAGAAAGCAGACAAUACUCCUGUGUCUGCGAGUCAAAGUAGAACACACACAAAGAACAAGCCUGUACAAUAUGACAUGUGUGGAAAACCGUAUUCUUGUAGCACCUUUGGGAAAGGAUUUGCUUACUUAUCAGUGUUCAAAAAACACACGAGAAUUCACACAGGUGAGAAACCGUAUUCUUGUAACACCUGUGGGAAAAGAUUUGCUGACUCAUCAGGGUUCAUAAACCACACGAGAAUUCACACAGGUGAGAAGCCAUAUUCUUGUAGCACCUGUGGGAAAAGAUUUAUUACCUCGUCAGCGUUAAAAAAACACGCAUAUUCACACAGGUGAGAAACCAUAUUCUUGUAGGAUCUGUGGGAAAAGAUUUGCUGACUCAUCAGCGUUCUUAAAACACACGAGAAUUCACACUGUUCAAAGCUGCCAUAAGUGUAAGCAGUAUUCUUGUUGGAUCUGUGUGGAAAGGUUUGUCGAUAGGAUACAAUUAAAGAAGCACAUGAGAAUUCAUACUGGUUCAUAAGUAGGUUAAAAUGUUCCUACUUAUAAAAUGUGGGACAGCUGUGAGUCAUCGCUGAACAGAGUGAAAAGAUGAUCCAUAUUUAAGUCAGUAUUUUUUUUUGUCCAGAGCAAUAAAGAACUCAGCAUUG
Molecule: messenger RNA, 1634 nt
Organism: Oreochromis aureus
Lineage: Eukaryota; Metazoa; Chordata; Actinopteri; Cichliformes; Cichlidae
Product: zinc finger protein 3-like
Exons: 3
Coding region: 142-1320 (392 amino acids)
Biological process (GO): regulation of transcription by RNA polymerase II
Molecular function (GO): DNA-binding transcription factor activity, RNA polymerase II-specific; RNA polymerase II cis-regulatory region sequence-specific DNA binding
Source: RefSeq, a predicted model, not a curated record